AUGGGAGUUCCUGCUUUCUGGGAGCUGAUAAAAACUGAUGGAAGCGUUCACAGGGUUCCUUUCAGGAAGUUCAUCGUAGAUUUCAAGGCCAGUAAUGGAAGAUCACCACGAUUAGCUAUUGAUGCUUUCGGCUGGCUUUUUGAGUGUGGGUAUUACGCCAGUACAACUGACAAAGAGUCUCCAGGAAAGGCCUACAGAGGAGAGGCAUUGGCGAUCAUAGCACUCUUCAAACGCUUAAAUACCCUCUUGUCGCUAGAUGUGACCUUUAUAUUGGUCUUCGAUGGGCCUUUAAAACCUGAGUUCAAGAAGAGAGCGAAACUGAAAAAAGCACUUGAUUUUGAGACUGACGAUGAGGAGUCCACAGAGCCUUUGGAAUCUGCACAACAAACUGUCCUAUCUUACCAAGAGUGCCUCUCGGUUGAUAAUAAUUCAAGCUUCUCAAAUGAUUUGAAUGCGGUUAAACAACUUCUGAGAGCUAUGAACAUAUCAUGGAUCGAUGCGAGUGGGGAAGGUGAAGCAGAAUGUGCUAGACUCCAAGAAUGUAAUUCGGUUGACUAUGUGGUCUCGAAUGACUCCGAUGUGUUUAUAUUCGGAGCCACCAAAGUGCUUCGCAAUCUGUCCAAGUUUUGGGAGGAUUUACCGGCUUCUUACGCCGGUAGCUUGAAGAAAAAGGAUCACAAGGAGACUUUCAUAACUAUUCUUGACAUGUCUGAAUUCCAGAAUUGGAAUCGAGAUCAAAUAAUCCUGUUUUAUGCAUUCUUGGGCGCUGAUUAUAGUCAGGGAGUAAGAGGGCUCGGUCCCAAAAAGUCUGCUACGUUAGCGCUACUCCAGAAUCCUAACUUUGCGUCACAGUUUACAAACAUAUUUGCGGAUCCGACCUUGAACGUCAGCAGCAGACGUCAGCAAUAUUUGGCCUUUCAAGACCAUGUUUUCAAAUACAGCCAGGCUAACAGUACCGAGUUGUUUGGGAGAAACUACUUCAAAUCGUCUGCCAUAAAGAAAUUCCAAGGCUGGCCUUCGGAAGACGCUCUCAUGCAUUAUUUUCACCCAAUUAUGUCACCAGUUAUCGACGCUUCGAAGCUUACGGGAGAGUUUAUCAACAUAAGUGGUAACCUGAGUGUCAAUGAGCGCAAUUUCCAAGAUAUGUUCGUGCUUCUGAAUGGGCUCAAUAUGAAGAGCAUCCCAAAUACGAGGAACUGGUUUCACGAGACUACCCAUAAAGCUCUUACCUUAAAGAUGCUUUUGCAGGGCGCACAGUCGCACGAGCUUGUGCAAACAAUGAAAAUAACAGAUGAGUGGGUUGCAGAAUGCUGUCAAGGGCAGUUUCGACUCGAAUGCUGGCGCGUGCGGUACAACACCUUUCUGCCAGGCGUCGAGGAGCCCCUGCCAGAGGACCAAGACGAUAUGGAAAGCACGAAAGGAUUAGCAACUGCCAGCCGAAGGGGCAGUCCUACAAAAAAACAAUUGGACCGCGCAGCAUACAAGUACAUGACUUCCGUGCCCAAAAGCCUUGUUCCGGCAAGUCACCCAUUAGUACUGGAAUUCUACUCCGAGAACAGUAAAGAGCGGGAUAAAAGCUCUCCACGAAAACGCACUCAAAGAAGGCAUACCGCUCAAAAGAACAAUCUUGACGAUUUUCUAAAAAAUCACACAUCCCCCAGGAAAUUGCAGCAGGAGCCUUCGAAAUCCAUGGAAAUGCCACCAACAAAACGUAAGUUAUUUGUUGACGACGAAUUGGAUUUCACUGAUUCCGACAAUGCUGAGUGGGUCGACACCAGCUCGUUGAUUUUGAUGUCAGAGCAUGCGUGCGAGGAGGCCGGUCCGCUCGCCUCACCAAAGCGAAAUUUGCUGCUCGAUUACGAUCAUUGCGACAGAUCUUCAAACGACAAAGAAAUUAAAGAGUCGCCGUUGAAGAAACAGAAUACUUCUGGGUCCACAAAACACUUGACAAAGAACCCAAUGAUUUCGAAACAGCACAUCGAUCUCACCAUUGAUAGUGACGCUUGA
Lachancea meyersii CBS 8951 is the source of this 2007-nucleotide messenger RNA. The record is from the annotation of a GenBank genome assembly. Lineage: Eukaryota; Fungi; Ascomycota; Saccharomycetes; Saccharomycetales; Saccharomycetaceae.